Paramecium sonneborni is the source of this 576-nucleotide messenger RNA. Lineage: Eukaryota; Ciliophora; Oligohymenophorea; Peniculida; Parameciidae. The record is from the annotation of a GenBank genome assembly.
AUGAAUUCAAUUCCUAAAUAAAUUAAGAAUAUACUUAGAGUAGAAAUUAUACUCAUAUUUGUCUUAAUCAUUUUCAACAUCACUCUUUACUUUUUAAAUAUUGCUGAAAAUAAACUUAAAACUUGUGAAUUAUCAUUUAAUGCAAUAGAAAGGUGUUAUAGUUUUGAUCAUAAAUUGAUAUACAAAUAAAGAAUGACCAGGACAUAAUGUGAUUACUGCACUGUAUUACUCUGGUUAAUGCCAUCUAAUAUUCUUAUGCUUUUUAUUAUGACUCUCAUAAUCAUUAAUAAGAGUAGAUAUUACAUUAAAAAUUUUAUGAAUAAAUUACAUUUAGUGGAAAUAAUCUAUUUUGGGUUGUAAUUUGUUUAUAAUCUAUUUAUACUAUUCUAUAUUUUUAAAAUGCCAAUAAAUUAAAAUUAUAAUACUAAAUUAGCUCCUUUGAUAAUCUUAUUCAUUGAAUCCUUAAUCAAUUGUUUUAUUUGCAUAUUGAUAAAAAUAGAUUAAAUCUAUACAACUAACUAUUUACGUGAAACUAAUAAGAAAGAAACUCAAAUGCAAAUUUAGCUCUUAGUGUGA